AUGAAGCCCACUCAGCUUCUCAUGGCUCUUGCUACCAUUGCCUAUGCGACCCGCGCCGUAGAGCAGACAAUGGCCCCCCCUCUCGCUGAACUCGACACGCAUUCCCAACCGCAUUUCAAGCGCUGCGGCAAGAAGGGCCCACCGCCGUACUAUGGAGAAUAUCCAUAUCCCAACCAAACUUAUAACCAGCUCACCGACGGGACGCCUUGCCGCAAUGUCACCCUGAUCUACGCGAGAGGAAUGGGGGGAAAGGGAAACGUAGGAGAAGUAAAUGGUGUCGGUCCUAUCAUAUUCAAUAGACUUGCCACGAUUAUUGGCGGCCCAGAGAAGUUGGCCAUUGCAGGUGUGAAGUACAAGGCGAAUAUGAAGACCGUUAUUCAGAAAGGCCCCAGAGAGGGCGGUCGGGCCAUGAGUGAGCUUAUCAACCGGGCCGCAACCCAAUGUCCCGGUACCAAGAUUGUUCUCGUCGGUCACAGCGUCGGCGGUGCGUUGGUGCAUCAAAGUGCUGAGAACAUAACUACUGAGGUGACGGCGCGCAUCGCCGCUGGUUAG
Molecule: messenger RNA, 552 nt
Organism: Fusarium musae
Lineage: Eukaryota; Fungi; Ascomycota; Sordariomycetes; Hypocreales; Nectriaceae
Exons: 2
Coding region: 1-552 (183 amino acids)
Biological process (GO): carbohydrate catabolic process
Cellular component (GO): extracellular region
Molecular function (GO): cutinase activity
Source: RefSeq, a predicted model, not a curated record